GCCGGCGCCAGCGUGUUCUCGGCGCUGGAGCGCCCGUCCGAGGCGGCGGCGCAGCGCCGCUGGAACCGGACCCUCACCGACUUCAGCCGCCUCUUCAACAUCAGCCUGCCCGAGCUGCGCGCCUUCCUGCGCAGCUACGAGGCCGCCAUGGCCGCCGGCAUCCGCGCCGAGGCGCUGCGGCCCCGCUGGGACUUCCCGGGGGCUUUCUACUUCGUGGCCACCGUCGUCUCCACCAUCGGUUUUGGAAUGACCACACCAGCAACAGUGGCUGGAAAAGUGUUCCUCAUCAUUUAUGGUCUAUUUGGGUGUGCUGGGACUAUCCUUUUCUUCAACCUCUUCCUGGAGCGUAUUAUCUCUCUUCUGGCUUUUAUCAUGAAGACUUGUCGUGAGAGACAGCUGCGAAGAAGUGGUCUUCUACCUCCUAACUUCCGAAGGGGUUCAGCAAUCUCUAAUGUGGGCAGUCUUCCUGGCUGGAAGCCAUCUGUUUAUCAUGUGAUGCUGAUUCUGGGAAUUUUUGCUAUCACACUUUCCUGCUGUGCCUCAGCUAUGUACACUGCAGUGGAAGGAUGGAACUACAUUGACUCCUUAUACUAUUGUUUUGUUACCUUCAGCACCAUUGGCUUUGGAGACUUGGUAAGCAGUCAAAAUGCUGUGUACCAAAAUCAGGGAUUAUAUAGAUUUGGAAACUUUAUGUUUAUAUUAAUGGGGGUAUGUUGCAUAUACUCUCUUUUUAAUGUCAUAUCAAUUGUAAUCAAGCAAGUUUUAAAUUGGGUGUUGAAAAAGUUUGGAUGCAGAUGUUGUUCAAAGUGCCAUAAAUCAAGUGCCCGCCUUGGACGACGCAACGCCAUUACCCCUGGAGCCCGCUUACGCCGGCAUAACCUCUCUAUGGAAACUGACGGACAGUAUGACAGUGACACAGAGGGGAGGAGGCUUUCUGGUGAAAUGAUCUCGAUGAGGGAGCUCACAGCUUCAAACAAAGUCUCCUUGGCCAUUUUGCAAAAGCAGUUGUCAGAGACGGCCAAUGGCUAUCCUCGAAAUGUCUGUAUCAACACCAGACAAAAUGGCUUCUCUGCAGGAGUGGGUGCUCUCGCCAUCAUGAACAAUAGAUUGGCAGAAACAAGUGAUUCUAGGUAG
Messenger RNA from Alligator sinensis (Chinese alligator), 1134 nucleotides. RefSeq names its product potassium two pore domain channel subfamily K member 12 (gene KCNK12). Gene Ontology annotation, molecular function: potassium ion leak channel activity. The transcript is spliced from 2 exons. Gene Ontology annotation, cellular component: membrane. The annotation marks the transcript as partial. NCBI's taxonomy places the organism in Eukaryota, Metazoa, Chordata, Crocodylia, Alligatoridae. Gene Ontology annotation, biological process: potassium ion transmembrane transport; stabilization of membrane potential. The record is from RefSeq and is a predicted model, not a curated record.